Molecule: messenger RNA, 1779 nt
Organism: Eurytemora carolleeae
Lineage: Eukaryota; Metazoa; Arthropoda; Copepoda; Calanoida; Temoridae
Product: protein msta
Exons: 12
Coding region: 201-1721 (506 amino acids)
Molecular function (GO): protein binding
Source: RefSeq, a predicted model, not a curated record
UGUUUUUUCACCUUCUGUUUUGUUGAAGGUUUCCCUUGACAGAUGAAUGAAUUAAUGGAAGAAGAAUAAUAAAUAUUCCCCGGCUAAAAAUACAUGAUAAUGUAACUCUGGGUUGAAAAAUGAACCCGGGGACUCCUGACUCAACUAUCAACUAACAACAGAGAGCUAUAGAGGAAGAAAACAUAAAAUUUCAGUUCAAGAUGGAAGGUGACUUAACUUUAUGUUUUCUCUGUGGAAAACCUUCCUCUGAUACCUGCUCGUAUUGUCUCCAGGUUGGAUACUGUUCAAAGUAUCAUUUAUCAAAACAUAGAGCACAGGAUAGGUGUCUCCCGUUCCGUGUUGAAGUUAACCAGGAGAAGGGAAGAUAUGUGGUUGCUACCAGAGAUAUUGCUCCGUUAGAACUGGUGAUUCUUGAUACUCCAGGUAGUAUUGGACCUAAACAGUUUACUAAACCAGUCUGUUUAUCCUGCUUGAGCCCGGUAUCUGGAGAGUUCUCCUGCUCCUCCUGCAACUACCCCAUGUGCUCCCAGGAGUGUGCGGAGAACGUUAUCCAUACUCAAGGAGAAUGCAACAUUUUUCCAAGGUUUCCAGAUAUAAAGGAUUACAGUACAGUACAACCUCAGUACGAGUGUAUUGCUCCUCUCCGUCUAAUUCUAAACAAGAACAAGGAUCCACUUCUCUGGGAUAUGAUUAAACUACACAAGGAUCAUACUCAGGAUAGGAUCAGGAUUAAUCCCCAGUUAGUUCAAGAGGAGAGUUAUAAGAUUACAGGACUUCUCCUACAGUUCUGUAAUCUAUCCGGAGCAGGGUUUACGGAACAGGAUAUUAUCUUCUCCUCCUCCGUCCUUGCCACCCAUGCAGUAUCAGUAGGAGAGAACGGACGAGGAUUCUAUCCUGUGUUUGCAUUUAUGUCGCAUUCCUGUACCUACAAUGCUAGGCAUGUUAUUGAUGAGAGUAAUUGUAUACGGGUAUACUCACAAACACAGAUAAAACAGGGAGAAGAGAUAUGUAUAACCUACACCAGUCUCCUAUCCUGUACAUCUCAUAGACAGGAGAAACUAAGAAAUCUCUGGUUCUUCUCCUGUACCUGUGCCAGGUGUUCUGACCCUACGGAGCUAGGAACCUAUAUCAGUUCUGUAUCCUGUCCGUCCUGUCCGAAUAAUGGGUACUUGGUGUUGGAAAAGGAUGCCUGGAAGUGUGGAGAAUGUUCUCUUAAAGUUUCAGAGUCCUUGGUUUCCUCCCUUCUCCAGAGUACCAGGGAUAUCAUGGGAAACAGUCAAAAUGGAAUAGAGAAACAUGAACACUUUCUAAACCAAACCAAACAACUUCUACAUCCAAACAAUUAUCAGGUUUUGAUAACCGAGCGAAUAUUAUCCCAGUUGUAUGGUCGAGGCGAGGAUAAAGUACCAAGGGAGGAUUUACUUCGAAAGAUCGGUCUUUGCAAACAUUUACUCAGUAUAAUUGAGAUUUUGGAUCCAGGUUUCUCUCAAUUCCGAGGUUUAACUCUUUAUCAGCUUUUCCUAGGAGAAUACCAUCUACUCUUUCAGGAUAAGUUGAACCUGGAGAAUAUACUGGAGUCGGAACGGAAAGUUCUCCGUGAAACCCUGGAGCUCUGUAUGCGUUGUUUAAGCGUUGAACUAGAGAGCUCAACUAGUGGUCGAGUGUACACCAGAGCUAAAGGAUACCUGGAGCUGAUUAACCAAACCAAUGAAAAAUCUUAAUCUCCUUGUAUUGUGUGUUAAUUAUAAUACAAAUCAUCAAUAAAUUUAAUAGAAAUUA